AGGAGGGGGAGGAAGAGGAGGAGGAGGAGGAGGAAGAACAACAAGAGGAGGAGGAGGAGGAGGGGGAGGGGUGAGGAUGAAGCUGCCGCUGCAGCCGCCGCCCAUCCCCCACCCGGGGCUGCUGCCGGGGCUGCUGCUGCUCUGGGCCCUGGGACAGGGCCAGGCUCAGGAGGUCCAGGCUGAGAAUGUCACCGUGCUGGAGGGUGGCACUGCAGAGAUCACCUGUCACCUGCACAGGUACGACGGCUCCAUCGUCGUCAUCCAGAACCCGGCGCGACAAACGCUGUUCUUCAACGGGACACGAGCGCUGAAGGACGAGCGUUUCGAGCUGGCCGAGUUCAGUCGCCGCCGCCUGCGGCUCCGCCUGGCCCGGGCGCGCCUGGACGACGAGGGCGGCUACUUCUGUCAGCUGUACGCUGAUGAUACUCACCAUCAGAUAGCAACUCUGACUGUGCUAGUGCCCCCCGAGGAGCCGCAGGUGGAGGCGUCGGCGCUGGCGGUGGAGGGGGGGGAGCUGGAGCUCACCUGUCUGGUGCCCCGGGCGCGACCCCUGGCCACGCUCAGGUGGUACCGGGACCGCCGGGAGCUGCCAGGUGCCAGCUCUCACCUGCAGCACGGCAAGGUGUUCUCCCAGAGUUCCGUGCUGCGCCUCCCGGUCGAGCGCCGCGACCACGGCGCCGUCGUCACCUGCGAGGCCUCGCACCCGGCGCUGGGGCGGGGCCAGCGGCGCCUGACGCAGUACCAGUUGGACGUGCAGUACCCCCCCUCCGCCCGCAUCGUCCCCUCCCAGAGCGUUCUGCGCGAGGGCGACACCUUGGUGCUCACCUGUGCGGCCAGCGGGAACCCCCGCCCCACAGUCACCUGGAGCCGCGGGAACGAGUCGUUACCUGUGCGGGCCCGGGCCGAGGGCGAGCGGCUGACGCUGCCGGCGCUGGGGCCGCAGGACAACGGCACCUACACCUGCCAGGUGGGCAACGCCCACGGGAGAGCUGCAGAUACCUACGUGCUGGUGGUGUAUGACCCAGGUGCGGUGGUGGCGGCGCAGGGGGCGGGGCCGUUCGCCGUGGUGGGCGGGGCCCUGGCGCUGCUGGUGGUGCUGCUGCUGCUGCUGCUCGGGGCCCUGCUCUGCUGCUCCGUCAGACAGAAAGGUUCAUACCUGACCCACGAGGCCAGCGAGCUGGAGGAGCACGGCGAGGCGCGCGAGGCGUUCCUGGGCGGCGACGGCGCCAAACGCAAAGAGGAGUUCUUCAUCUGAGGGGGAGGGGUGGGGACACCUGGGCACACCUGGGGACACCUGGGGACACCUGGGCAUACCUGGGCACAC
Molecule: messenger RNA, 1324 nt
Organism: Catharus ustulatus (Swainson's thrush)
Lineage: Eukaryota; Metazoa; Chordata; Aves; Passeriformes; Turdidae
Gene: CADM4
Product: cell adhesion molecule 4
Exons: 9
Coding region: 77-1255 (392 amino acids)
Biological process (GO): regulation of wound healing; regulation of Rac protein signal transduction; negative regulation of peptidyl-tyrosine phosphorylation
Cellular component (GO): cell-cell contact zone
Molecular function (GO): vascular endothelial growth factor receptor 2 binding
Source: RefSeq, a predicted model, not a curated record